Messenger RNA from Protopolystoma xenopodis, 2079 nucleotides. The record is from the annotation of a GenBank genome assembly. NCBI's taxonomy places the organism in Eukaryota, Metazoa, Platyhelminthes, Monogenea, Polystomatidea, Polystomatidae.
AUGUAUAUAUGCCAACAAAAGCCUUCCGCUGGUCCUUCGGAUAGGAGUGCAGCGUCUUUGCGUUCAUUUCAUUCGGCUCAAUUGCCACAUUCAUUCGAUGAAUCUAUUGGUGGAAUGAAGGCUCAAAACCAAUUAAUACAAUUUUCGCAGGAUCCUGCGAUAGAAGCUUCUGUCUCUGCCUCAAAUCCCAUAAAAAAUAACGAAACGGCAGAGAGUAUUAUCGAUCGGCUUUCUCUUGAAUUAACGAACAACGUUAGCAUUUGUGAACGAAAUAUUGCACUUACUCAAAGCCACGUUAGAAGUGAAAAUGAACUGAGUUUUGGCUGUACUGAUGAAGAUUCCGGAAGCAGUAGGGAGGAUACUAACCCACCACCCCCUCUAUCACCUCCCCCGAGAAGAGAAAGCGGCAUUAAACCUCUUUAUCGUAUUAGAAGUCAAACUCCGGGAGCAGAAGUUUCAAGAGGGCGUUAUAACCCUUCCCUUAUUACGCUUUCUGCUGAUGGUAAAAUUGUGGGAGAGCAGGAUCUCCAAAAAGUUGGUUCCACUGGUCGAAUUGAAAUUGAUCGUUCGCAGUUAGUUUCCAAUGAUGAAAGAAUGCCAAAUGAAGAAGAUGAGGACGACGAGGAUGCUCUUUUAGUCAGCGAGCUUACUCGGGAAACGCAUCUUCUUUCCGUCCAGCAAUCAUUUCCCGAUAUGACUAAGCGAAAUUUUUCCUCAAAAUUUGAUGCCGGAGAUGCUGAUCUGAUGGAUGAUUUUUAUUCGAAUGAAUCACUACAUCUAUUGAGGAAUAAUAAUAUAGCCUUGCAUGGCUUCUCAAGCCGAAUGAGACCUCCUCCUCCACCCCCUUCUUCUCGAGGACAACCAGGACUAGUUCCUACUCUAUAUGGACGAUUGUUAGGUAUAGAUAACGAACUAGAUAGAGAUUUCGGCGUGCACCACCCAGAUAGAUUUCAGAGUAACAUUAUGGAUCUACGUUCAAGUGAAUUUGAUCGUAUGCUCAGUGCUGGCCAGCCAGAUGAUGAGGACGACUGUGAUGAGGGUGAUGAAUAUGAAGAAGACGAUGGAGAAGAAGAUGCCAAUAGUGAAAUCCAAACAAGUCACGCUAUCUACCGUCGGGUCUUUGAUGAAGGUGAGUUUUUUGGCUCUCCAACUUCUCCUCCGUUCGAGCAGAAUUCAUCUAAAGAUAUUGAUUCUAGUGCGGUUGUUGGCUGCAAGCAUUUGACAAAUUCAACCUCCCCCUCACUCUCCUCCGCAUUAUCGAGGGCUGCAACAGACGAAGGGCAAUCUGUGACAGCGGUGUCUUUGUGUGAAGCAGUCAAUCAGCACAUUAUAGAUGAUCCUAAUUCGACAAAUAUCUUCUACCAGAAGGCCUCUGAUCUUCCUGUAACCAGUUCUCUUAUAUCGGGAAUAUCACUAAAUAACCUUACCUCUGCUUCCACUUCAGCUUCUUCCAUGUCUUUAGGCAUCACCUCACGUCCACUUAUUGCACCAUACGCAGAAGGUUUUAAUCAAGUUUCUUCAUUAGCCAAUGUAGUUACUGCCAGCGCUGGCAUAAACCCCUUGAUCCAAGCCAAUAUCGAUCCAUCCGACGGUAUUACUGCCAUUUUAGCGCCACAAAUGACUUCCAUGUCCGGAAAUUCUAAUGAUCCAGAGUCCAGUGCUCGCCUUCGCCUACUAGGAGCAUCAGCGGCCGCAGCAGCCGUUCAAGCAGCGGCACUUGCUGCCGUGGCUGAAUCACAACAGCAACACACGUCACAAUCAUUGAAAUCUCCUUUCUUCUACAUGCCGUCUGUAAGUGCAUAUUCUAGCAAUAUCCAGCGUCAACAGCACUCUAGUAUGCUUGCAUCUCCUCAGCUUGGUCAGAUCAACAGUCUUCAUUCGCAUCUAGCUCACGCCAGCAUACCAAUUUUACCUAAUACCUAUGCGCCCGCACCCAUUUCCAUACAUACUCCAAUUAUGCGCUUUCGAGAGCCACGAGAAGCACCUCUGCGCAAAAUGUCCGUAAAUCUCAUCAAAACGUACAAGCAUAUUAAUGAAGUAAGUCUAUCUGCCAUUUUAUCUAAAGAUUUUGUCCAUUGA